GUUAGGCAUUAGCUUAGCGACCGGAAAAUGCGCAGAAAAGACGUCGCGUUUUGAUUACGUCACUAGCAAUCGCACUCGCACACGAGGACGAGGAAACAAGUCGGGUAAAGAGAUCGGUAGUCUUCAAUUUAAACAUGCCAAAACAGAAAUCCAAGAAGUUUGCUGUAAUGAAGAAAAUGAUCAGUCUAAAAGAUAAUAGAAUAAAAGAUAAAGAUCGUUCUAAAGCCAAAGAAAAGAAGAAGAAAGAUCCAUCAGCACUUAAAGAGAGAGAAGUGCCAAAGUACCCAUCAUGUCUUUUCUUCCAGUACAAUACUCAGCUUGGUCCACCUUAUCACGUUCUAGUUGACACCAAUUUUAUCAACUUCUCCAUCAAGGCCAAACUUGACAUUGUCCAGUCUAUGAUGGAUUGCCUCUAUGCCAAAUGUAUCCCAUAUAUAACAGACUGUGUUUUGGCUGAGAUUGAAAAACUUGGAAUGAAGUACAGGGUUGCACUCAGAAUAGCCAAGGAUCCGAGGUUUGAGCGCUUGCCAUGCGCACACAAAGGAACAUAUGCUGAUGACUGUUUAGUCCAAAGGGUAACGCAGCACAAGUGUUACAUUCUAGCUACAGUGGACAGAGAUCUGAAGAGAAGGGUCAGGAAGAUCCCUGGAGUGCCCAUCAUGUACAUCUCAAACCACAGGUAUAACAUUGAACGGAUGCCAGAUGAUUAUGGUGCACCAAGAUUGUAAUGUUUCUAUUAUUAAAAAGGUCCUGUAAAUAAACUGAUGUUUUCUGUUUAGUGCUAUUUUAAUUUUUAUGCAAAUUUGGUGUUGUUUUUUGUUUUUGAGAUUUUUUGAUUUAGAGAGGAUGGGUUGUCUUUUCAUCACAAUGAAUAUUACAAUAAAUUCUGUUAUUAAAGAAUAAAUCAGCUGA
Betta splendens (Siamese fighting fish) is the source of this 912-nucleotide messenger RNA. It is a transcript of the gene fcf1, whose product is annotated as FCF1 rRNA-processing protein. The record is from RefSeq and is a predicted model, not a curated record. The transcript has 8 exons. Gene Ontology annotation, cellular component: small-subunit processome; nucleolus. NCBI's taxonomy places the organism in Eukaryota, Metazoa, Chordata, Actinopteri, Anabantiformes, Osphronemidae. The coding region runs from base 135 to 728 and encodes 197 amino acids.